GUUCAUGUGCUGGAGAAGACUCUUUCAUGUGACGUCGUUGGGUUGCAUUCGAGUUCUGGCUUGCACCUGAGACCCCCGCGGCGUUAAUUCGCCCGCUUCCCCAAAUUUGACAGGUCCUGUGAUCUUUCUCCCACCCAAAGCCCGAGACGGUUCGGGAACCACCACCUCCGCAGAACCACUGUGCUACCCGUAUGCCUCGAGUCUAGUCUCACAGCCGCUGCUACAAUGACCUCCCCUGCUGCUCCGCAACUCGCCCACCGUCGUAAACGCACAAAAGUUUCUCCCGAAAACAGCUCUGAGCCUUCUGUUUCCAGCAAGUCAGGUUCUACGGUCAAGGCUUUGAGUGCACCUGCCGAAUCCACCGAUGCCAGCGACUUAAAUUCCGGCGACGAGAGCAGCGAGCUAUCUGAAUCAAGCGAAGAGCCCAGCGACCUGAGCUCCAGCGAGGACGAUUACGAAGAGUGUACCAAGAUGGACGUCGAGAUACCAAAAGAGCCAGAGGUCGUCAACCUGAGGGCGAACAGAGGGAACAAGCCCACGUACAAGCUGGACGAGGGGGAGUUUGGCCCAGACAUUAGAACCUUCUUGAAAGAUUUUCUGCCCCAGUUGAAGGCUGCAAACAAAGAGCUCGAGGCGCAGCGCAAGGAGGGUACACUCAAGAAGCGCGAGAUCGACGCAGUCGAUGGAGAAGAGGAUGAACAGUACAUCGAGAUGAACCUUGGUCUUGGUGUGCUUAAGAUGAAGGACGCCGACAAUAGCUCAGUGAGUAGCAGCGACAGCGAGAUGAGCGACAAUGAAGACACUACAAAGGGGAAAGACGUUCUCGGCAAGCUCAUGGGUCAAGAGCAGGCAAAUGAGCCAGCUGGCAUCCAAGAAGUCAACGAAAAGCAAGGCUCAUGAGGCCGUCAUCACAUUCAUUCGUCAAGUAUGGAAGAUGCACUGUUCGCCAGCGAAAACGCAGUGCCUUCUAUGACUCCUUCUCCCCGCUGUGCCCGAGGCCUGCCUUCGCCCACGUAGCGUCAGCAUUCCGGUGGAUAUCUGGAACCUCGAUAUACUCGCGC
Messenger RNA from Macroventuria anomochaeta, 1061 nucleotides. RefSeq lists its product as uncharacterized. The coding region runs from base 226 to 900 and encodes 224 amino acids. The record is from RefSeq and is a predicted model, not a curated record. Gene Ontology annotation, biological process: box C/D snoRNP assembly. The transcript has 2 exons. NCBI's taxonomy places the organism in Eukaryota, Fungi, Ascomycota, Dothideomycetes, Pleosporales, Didymellaceae.